AAAUGAUCAUGCGGGUGCCGGAUUAGAAAUGGGUGGGUAUAUACUGCACGUGAUUGCGACCAGUGAUAUACAAGGUAAUUAUUUUGCCAUCGUCUGCUCCGUCAUCCAAACAGUCAACAGUCACCAUGUUUUCAAGGACAGUGUUCUCGUCUACACUCCGACGGCCUCUAUUCCGACCCCAGUUCGCGAGCCAGUUCGCGAGCCAGCUCCCUUGUAUUCUUCAAGCCCGUCUAAUCUCGACCGAAACGAAAGCAGCGAUCGAUAAAGCAGUUGCAUCGGCCCCUGUGGUUCUCUUCAUGAAGGGUACCCCAGAGACUCCGCAAUGCGGAUUCUCACGGGCAAGCAUCCAGAUUCUAGGCCUACAGGGAGUUGAUCCAAAGAAGUUCGUUGCGUUUAAUGUUCUGGAAGAUCUAGAGCUACGUCAGGGAAUCAAAGAAUACUCGGACUGGCCCACGAUUCCACAAUUAUAUUUGGAGAAGGAGUUCGUUGGUGGGUGUGAUAUUCUGAUGUCAAUGCAUCAAAACGGCGAGCUUUCCAAGCUCUUGGAAGAGAAAGGUGUUCUGGUGGCUGAAUAGAAUGAUACUCAUUUGGGCUAAGCCAAGCUAUAUUCAAUGUAAUUUUAACGUAUCCGUAUAUCUUUAGUAUCUAUAAACUCUGCUUUGAAUUUUGGCGCUACAUUUGUUAGUAAGAGGACCAUGGCCUA
This is a messenger RNA of Aspergillus versicolor CBS 583.65, 703 nucleotides long. RefSeq names its product monothiol glutaredoxin GRX5. Lineage: Eukaryota; Fungi; Ascomycota; Eurotiomycetes; Eurotiales; Aspergillaceae. Bases 126 to 575 code for a protein of 149 amino acids. The record is from RefSeq and is a predicted model, not a curated record. The transcript has 3 exons.